Molecule: messenger RNA, 1765 nt
Organism: Notolabrus celidotus (New Zealand spotty)
Lineage: Eukaryota; Metazoa; Chordata; Actinopteri; Labriformes; Labridae
Gene: slc52a3-2b
Product: solute carrier family 52, riboflavin transporter, member 3-B
Exons: 4
Coding region: 339-1712 (457 amino acids)
Biological process (GO): riboflavin transport
Cellular component (GO): plasma membrane
Molecular function (GO): riboflavin transmembrane transporter activity
Source: RefSeq, a predicted model, not a curated record
CUGAUUUUGAAACCGGCCUCCAAUAGGAGGACAUUCACAGUGUCAUGGUGGUGUGAAGCAUGUGCGCCUGUGCAGUCCCUCCCAUGUCAAGUGCAGCAGGGACACGGAAACGGAGUGUCAGCUUGUGGAUAGUGUGUGGAGGAGAAAAGGGGGAGGGAGGGAAAGCAAACACACACAUACUUGCGGCUGAUGUAACAAAAAAAAACUGUGGUCACGAUGGAGUGAGGGUUUUUUGAAUGGAGAGAAGGAAGAGGAGAUGAGUCUCUUCCUGGCUAUGCUCUGAACAAGAUUGAGUGAACAUUUCCUGCAUUACCUCAUUCCAUCAUAAUCUCUCCACCAUGUCGCUGCUGACUCAUGUGCUGGCCUGCCUGUUCGGUAUGGGCUCCUGGGUGGCCAUCAACGGGAUGUGGGUGGAGCUGCCCCUGGUUGUACCGGCGAUCCCGGAGGGCUGGUAUCUUCCAUCCUACCUCACAGUCCUCAUCCAGAUGGCCAACGUCGGCCCACUCUUCAUCACUCUAAUGCACCGCUUUCGCCCAGGGGCACUAGAUGAGCGGCCGGUGAUCUACUUCAUUGUUGGGUUGGGGAUCAUUGCAACAUUCCUGCUUGCCUUCUUCUGGAUGCACACAGUGACAAUCGGGGGCUCGUUGCACAGCGUGCCCCUGCUGGUGUUAAGCUUCCUGCUCUCUGUGGUGGACUGCACCUCCUCGGUUACCUUUCUGCCUUUCAUGAUGAGGCUUCGUCCACAGUACCUCACCACUUACUUUGUAGGCGAAGGCCUCAGCGGUCUGGUGCCUGCACUGGUGGCUCUGAUUCAAGGUGUUGGUGUAGUCCACUGUCAGAAUGCCACUUUGACAGAUGCUGUCAACAAAACAGUUGGAAACACAACAAUGGCUGGUAGUGGAGUGCUACAAGCCAUCUAUCAGCCAGCUAAAUUCUCUGCACAGGUCUUCUUCGUGUUUCUCAGUGCUAUGAUGGUUGUGUGCUUGGUGGCCUUCAUCCUGUUGAACCAUCACCCAGCUGUGGCACGGGAGAGGAUGAACGACCUGUACUUCAGUGGUGAUCUGGCUCCUGGGAAAAGGGAACAGGGUCUGUCUUUGCACGCCCAGACGCCAGAGCAGAAGCCCAUGCUCAACCCCCUGGAAGCUGUGAGGAGGGAACCAAGGAGCUCUUUCGGGAUGGGGACGUACAGCAGUCUUGAGGUGUUGUUCAUCUUUGUCAUUCUGGCCUGGGUCAAUGCUCUGACCAAUGCGAUCCUGCCCUCAGUCCAGUCGUACUCCUGUCUGCCUUAUGGGAACAAGGCCUACCAUCUGGCUGCCACCAUGGCAGCUGUUGCCAACCCAGUGGCCUGCUUCAUCGCCAUGUUUGUACCAAUCAGAUCUCUCUUCUUCAUGGGAUUCUUGACCAUGUUUGGGACUGGAUUUGGAGCCUACAUCAUGGCCAUGGCUGCUCUCAGUCCCUGCCCUCUGCUGGUCCACAGUACCUCUGGAACUUUAGUCAUAGUGCUGGCCUGGAUCAUGUUUGUCCUGUCCCUGUCAUAUGUAAAGGUCAUCAUUGGGGUGAUCCUUAGGGAUGAGGGCCACAGCGCCCUCGUGUGGUGUGGAGCAGUAGUGCAGUUGGGCUCCAUGGUUGGGGCUUUGUCUAUGUUCCCACUGGUCAGUGUCUAUGGACUUUUUAAGUCAGGUGAUGCUUGCAACACUAAGUGUCCAAUGUAGUAAAUAUAUGUGUAAGUUAUAGACUGUAUAAACACUGUUGUACAAAACUGAAA